UCUUCGAUUGGAAUGGCAAACAGCUGUUAACUGGCAAGCUGUCAACGGUGAAUGGCAAAUACAACAGCUGUGUCAUUUUGUUAGUGAAAAUUCACGGCCAACACCGACGUAUGAAAUUCGCGGUCAACGUUUCGGCAACACGGAAAUCGCCAAAAUUGUUUAUGUAAUAUGUUAAGCUGACGUGAAGAAUUCCAAUAGACUGCCCAACAAACUGUGUGAUAUAACAUUUUGGCCAUAAAAUGUUGAUUUAUAAAGUGGGUUCAGUCGCGCGCUUGGCUCUGCGUUCCCAAUCGAAAUUGUUGCUCCAAUUAGAACAAACAUGUGUAAUCUUGCAAUACCGCCACCUGAGUCCGCUGGCAGAGUAUCAGAAGCGAGUCUCUUCUGGUCAACUAAAGCACGAUAACAAGCAGCAACAAACAAUGCAGGCACUGGACGACCUCUACAAUCGACUCCAAGGAUAUAAGCCUUCCACACAGGGAGGAGGAUCUGGCGGUGGAUUCUUUUCAUCAUUGUUCGGCAGUAAAUCCAGUGAUAGCAGUGAUGCAGAUGACGAUUUGAAUGCGGGCAGCCACGCCCCCCAAGGUUUAUACAUCUACGGUAGUGUGGGUGUGGGCAAGACCACGCUAAUGGACAUUUUUUACGAUUGCUUUACAGAUGUCCAUCAAAAGCGUCGAGUACACUUCACCGCUUUCAUGACGAAGGUGCACGCGCUUAUACACGAAGCGAAGGAACGACAGGGUCCAGCGGAUCGUGCCUUCAAUUCGGAGAAACCAGCCCCAUUCGACCCAACUAAGCCCGUUGCGGAUAUUAUAGCAAACGAAUCUUGGCUCAUUUGCUUUGACGAGUUUCAAGUGACAGAUAUUGCGGACGCGAUGAUACUUAAGCGACUAUUCACGCACCUUUUCAGACAUGGCAUUGUCGUAAUCGCUACAAGCAAUCGACAUCCAGAGGAUCUCUACAAGAACGGAUUACAACGUGUCAACUUUUUGCCGUUUAUUAGUCUCCUACAGAAACGCUGCCAAACAGCAAACCUUGACUCGAUUGAUUAUCGACGCGUCGCCCAAUCUGGCGACACUAACUAUUUCGUGAAAGGUCAGACGGACGCUAAUGAGAUGAUGAAUCGCAUGUUCAAGAUUCUGUGUUCAGAGGAGAAUGACAUCAUAAGACCCCGCGCAAUCACACAUUUCGGUCGCGAAUUGACUUUUGAACGCACGUGUGGACAGGUCUUGAACAGCACCUUCAAUGAGCUCUGCGACCGCCCAUUAUCAGGUAAUGACUACGUCCAAAUAGCACAGUUCUUUCAUACAGUACUCAUACACGACGUGCCCCAGCUGAACCUUAACGUGAGAUCCCAAAUGAGGAGAUUUAUCACGCUUAUUGAUACUCUGUACGAUAAUCGGGUACGCGUUGUUAUCUCAGCGGAUAAACCGCUGGACCAGCUUUUUGAAGUCUCUGGUAAUUCUAAAGGAAUAUCUGAUUCGGAUCGUUCUUUAAUGGACGACCUGAAACUGAGCGAGACUUCUUCAAGCGUUUUUACUGGAGAAGAAGAAUUAUUCGCCUUUGAGCGCACAAUAUCCCGACUAUACGAGAUGCAGAAACAAUCAUACUGGGAGCAGUGGUCGAAGCAUCGUUGACUUAACAAUAUACUAUUUUUACCCGUUCCAACUUCAAUGCAAAAUUUUAGUAUAAUUAGGACAAUAAAAUAACAGCAAUUAUUGGUUGUCACAAA
Messenger RNA from Drosophila hydei, 1729 nucleotides. Its product is annotated as putative ATPase N2B. Gene Ontology annotation, molecular function: ATP binding; ATP hydrolysis activity. The record is from RefSeq and is a predicted model, not a curated record. Lineage: Eukaryota; Metazoa; Arthropoda; Insecta; Diptera; Drosophilidae. The transcript is spliced from 4 exons. Gene Ontology annotation, cellular component: mitochondrion; cytoplasm. The coding region runs from base 240 to 1634 and encodes 464 amino acids.